CAAACUGACACACACAAGUCAUUGAUCUUAUCUUUAUCUGUCCUGGCUCAAGCUUAAAAGGAGCUUUUCCUCUUGAUCUCUAUCUCUGUUAUCUGAGCAAGUUUAGUUAGAGAUGAACCAGUGGUGGUAUGAUGAGGGGAGAGCUAUCUUGGCAAUGGUGGUGGUGCAAUCCAUCUAUGCAGGAGUGGCUAUCUUUUCCAAGCAAGCAUUAAGAGAAGGGUUCAAUCCUAGGGUCAUUGUGGUUUACAGACAAGGCAUUGCCUUUCUUGUCUUGUUUCCUGCAUCCAUCCUUCUCAACAGAGGAAAGAUAAACCACUUGGCUUUGGGAGGGAAGGGUUUCACAUUGGUGUUUAUCACUGCUCUCUUUGGUACAACAGUUAGCCAGAACUGCUAUUUCCAAGGUUUACAACUGUCAUCUUCUUCAAUGACAACAGCCAUGCUCAAUCUUAUCCCUGGUGUGACUUUUCUCAUCUCUCUUUUCCUUGGAUUGGAGAAAUUGGAAUUGAGGAGCUUAAGGAGCAUGGCGAAGAUUUUCGGAACUCUGAUAUGCAUAGGAGGAGCAAUGUGCAUGGCUUUGUACAAAGGCUCUGCAAUUCUCCUAUCAUCACCAGAACAAAAUUUGGUAUUAGGAUGCAUCUUUCUCUUCGGAACUGAUAUUUGUUGGUCUCUUUGGCUAAUUUUACAGGGUAUAAUCUGUAAGCGUAAUUAUCUUGAUCCGUUAUCAUUAUCAGUUUGGAUAAGUUUCCUUGCAACAAUCCUAUCAGCCAUCUUCACAUUGUGCAUCGAUCGAAAUUUGAAUAUCUGGAAAAUCAGAACAAGAACUCAACUCAUUGCUUGCUUAUUUGUAGGGAUUUUCGGAUCUGGUACUACAUUUUAUCUGCAAGCAUGGACAAUUGAAAGAAGAGGUGCUCUUUUUUCUGCACUCUUUAAUCCUCUUGCAACUAUCAUUGCUACCACCAUCACCUUCUUGAUCCUUCACGAAAAUCUUUACGUCGGAAGUUUGGUUGGUGCUUUUGUUGUGAUUGUUGGAUUAUACAUAGUUCUGUGGGGAAAAGCUGAGGAUUAUGGAACAAAAACAAAGCUUGAUCAAAAGGAUGAUUCAAUAGAACAAGUUGAUGGUCAAAGUGAUUUGCAUGAGCCUUUACUGCCUGGUACUAGAGAAGUGGAUGUUUAAAGUAAACUAUUUAUGGUAAAAGCUUUUAUGUAUUUAUGGUCAAAGUGAUUUGCAUGAGCCUUUACCGCCAAUUAUGAUGUAUUGGAUAUGUGCUCUGUUUGAACUUUUUCAA
This is a messenger RNA of Dioscorea cayenensis subsp. rotundata (Guinea yam), 1286 nucleotides long. Its product is annotated as WAT1-related protein At4g30420-like. Gene Ontology annotation, molecular function: transmembrane transporter activity. Gene Ontology annotation, cellular component: plasma membrane. The transcript has 7 exons. The coding region runs from base 113 to 1174 and encodes 353 amino acids. The record is from RefSeq and is a predicted model, not a curated record. Lineage: Eukaryota; Viridiplantae; Streptophyta; Magnoliopsida; Dioscoreales; Dioscoreaceae.